AUGGCGCCUCCUCCACGUUUGCGCAUUCUAUCCGUUGGUGGCAAUGCGAUUUCAGCCUUUCUCUCAUGGCGACUUCAGGCGACAACCUCCUGCGAUGUUACCCUGGUCUGGAAAUCCGGUUUUGACUCUGUAUCUCAAUACGGUGUCUCAUUUAAAUCUAAAGCAUUCGGUAACGAGCGAUUCAAACCUCGACAUGUUGUUCGUGCUCCCGAAGAAGCCUCAUCCCGCGAAAACGCAUACGACUAUGUUAUUCUCUGCGUAAAAGCCUUGCCCGACGUCUAUGACCUGGCCUCCGUCAUCGAAUCCGUCGUCACUCCCCAGCACACUUGUAUUCUCGUCAACACCACGAAUACACUCGGCAUUGAAGCUCAUCUCGAGCAAAGAUACCCGACCAACGUUAUUCUCUCUCUCGUCUCCAAUGUCGAAAUCUCCCAAACAGGCCCCAGCGAGUUCGAACAUCUGAGUUCGAGCGAGAUUUACGUGGGCGCAACCAACAAAUCAUCCUCUAUCCCCACAUCCAUCCAAAACGACAUGGCGGCAGCUUUGGCAAUGACUUUGAAUUCCGGUCAGGUUGACUGCAAGGUAUCGGACAAUAUUAGACAGGAGCAGUUCGAGCGAAUGAUCGGCCCGAUUGCAUUCCACCCCACCAGCGUCGUGUUCGAAACUUCCAACCACACACAACUCCUCGAAAAGACCGGCGUCCGUCAACUAAUAACGGGCAUUAUUGAUGAGCUGGUAGAACUCGCCACUUCGCUCGGUUGCUCAUUCCCCAGCGAUAUCCGGACAAAGACGAUCGAAAAAAUGACUGCAUCGGAAGCACCGAGUACAAUGUACCAGGAUUUCCAGGCCCGACGCCCUAUGGAGGUUGAGACCUUCCUUGGGUCACCGAUCAAGUUGGCCAUGGAUUCCAAUGUUCGCGUUCCCCGAAUUGAAACCAUGUACACUUUGAUGCACCACGCCAAUAUUGUCAACCAGAACAAGCCUCGGCAGGCUUCUCCACCUGCGUCCGUUAUGGGCCAGCCGCCUCCCCGAUUGUCUUCUGCGCCUCCGCAUCAACGACCCAUGAUGAACGGCGGUCCCCCAUCUAUGCGAGGAGGCCGAACGCCCUCGGGCAUGAGCAUGCCUUCGUCCCAACGACGAGGCCCACCCCCUGGUAUGAUGCCAAGAGGCCCUGGUGGACCAAUGCCGAUGCCAGCCAACCGAGGAGUUCCGCGCGAUACAUCGUUGGAAGGACUCGAAGAAUUCAGCCAUUUGGUGGUAUACGAUGGAGAGGGCGAGCCUGGUGCGCCGCACCAGAAUGGUAAUGGGUACUCUGAUUCAGCACCGGGCCCUGCGUCCGAACUGGUAUUACGGGAGCGAGAGUUGGCUCUUCGUCAGCGUGAGUUGCAGCUUCGUGAACAGGAGAUGGGCAUGCGCCGCGGCCCUCCCGGCCCUCCCGGGCCAAUGCGUCGGGGACCCCCUCCUCGAUCGAGCCACGGUCCCGGUCCCUCCUUUGACGAAGAAGACGAGGAUUACUUCGACCCGAUGGACAACAUGGCCAUUCCACACAUCGACCCUGACAGUGUCGACAUGAUGAGCAUGACUUCCCGCCGAGGACGCAAGGGCCCUAGCCAGAGCCAAUUCCGCAAGAAUCCCGAAUUCUCUGUAACAGGCCCCGGAGGCCCCGGUGGCAGCCGCCCCUCAUCAUCAGCGUUUGGUCGUUACUUCGGCAGGAAACGCGCGAGCGAUCGCGUGAUGCAAGAAAUUCCCGGUCUCCAUGAUUCACUUAUGGACAACCCAAUGAUGAGCUACUCCUCCAACAGAUACGGAGCCGUUGACCGAAACCAGAUGCACGCGGAUUCUCGAGCCAACUCUUUAACGGCAAGCCACAUGGGUGACUACCCACCACGACCUUUCCCCACAAGCAGACGAAACAGCCAAUCCCCCGCAACUCCUUUCGGCGGACCUCAAGGACCCCAUGGACCUCCUGGUCCAGGCGGCCCUCGGAUGGGACGUCCUCCCGCUGCGAAUGACCAAAACCUUGGACCCCUUGGUGGACCUCACAAUGGGCAGCCUUCGCCGCCCGGUAACAUGCGUACGCCAGUACCGCGGUAUCCUCAAGGAAAUGGACCCGCGGUAGGGCCGCAGCAAGUUGAGCAACACUAUGGGGUGAGCAAUUUCCCGGCCAAAGGCCCUCCCAAGAACCAGAAUCUGACCGGAAGUGGGAGUGCCAGCGCGGGGAGUGGUGAUAGCGGAGCCAGUGCGAAUCUUGAUUCCGAACCCUCGUCUCACAGCAGCCAGGUCAGCCUGGGCAACCAGGGUAUUGCGGCGCCCGUUCGCUAA
Messenger RNA from Penicillium soppii, 2322 nucleotides. Its product is annotated as ketopantoate reductase family protein. NCBI's taxonomy places the organism in Eukaryota, Fungi, Ascomycota, Eurotiomycetes, Eurotiales, Aspergillaceae. The transcript is spliced from 5 exons. Gene Ontology annotation, cellular component: cytoplasm. Gene Ontology annotation, molecular function: oxidoreductase activity. The record is from RefSeq and is a predicted model, not a curated record. Bases 1 to 2322 code for a protein of 773 amino acids.